UCACUCCCACGCCGCAAAAGGCGCCAGCUGUAAUCGAAUUAUUUAUUUAGUAUGUUAUAUAACCUGCAACCUCACGUGUGUUAAUAAGCUGCUCCAAAAACUGUGAUAUAUUUUCUUGAAUUUUAGUACUUCCACACUAACCUCCUUUAAUACUAUUUAAAUUACCUUGCUAUACCAUCUGUGCGCAACUUUAGACAAGAAAAUGCUCAUAGUAGGAUUAACCAACUAUUAAAACACCAUCAUAUCUUUGAAAAUCCGUUUGAACAUACAUCUGGGUGAAUGCUCUUUAAUAAAACUCUUGAUAAGAAUCGGCAUACAACCUGCUGCCUCUGAAAAGCAAUACUCCCACGAUGACUGGCGGGUUCUCAGCAGGAUUAUAAUGGCGAAAUCAGUGAACACAGCUUCACCGGACAUUGUAAUCCCAGCCAAUUCUGGAGCUCUUAUCAGACGGGAAAUCCACAGUGGAUGUUGAAAUCCUAGAGGAAAAUACCACCAUCUAGAUAAGGUCGUCGCCAGAGCGCCGUCGAUAGACUAUAUGUAAAGGAGAUAAUCUGGGGGCAGGCCAAGAACCUUAUAAAAAGAGGAACCGGGCGCUGUGAUGCGCUUAAUCGCGGUUCUCAGCUGGCGGAGCCGAAAAGUGGUUCAGUGAUUGAAGGACAGUCAGGCGUCGAGCGGCUUCUUCCACAAUGUCUUCCCUUUUGAACGCCACCGUGGCCACCGGGCCAACCGCCGGCACCUUGGCCCCCCACUCCCAGCUCUUCCUCAGCACCACGGAUUACGUCGUAUUCACUUCGAUGCUGGGCAUCUCCGCCGCAAUCGGAGUUUACUUCGGGUUCUUUGCCAAGGGCGCGGACACCACGGAGGAGUACCUGAUGGGCGGCAAGCGGUUAAGGAUGGUUCCCAUUGCGAUAUCCCUGGUGGCCAGCCAACUGUCGGCCAUCUCCAUCAUGAGCAUUCCGGCGGAAAUGUAUGCCUACGGAAUCAACUGGAUGUUCACCGUGGUUUCCAUGGUGCUUGUGGUGCCGCUGCUGAACUACGUUGUUAUCCCCGUUUUCUACAACAACCACAUCACAAACUGCUACGAGUACUUGGAGCUGCGUUUUUGCCGGGAGAUGCGCGUGAUGCAGACCUUCAUAUUCAUAAUAUCGACGUUCUUCAUGCUGCCCAUCAUAAUUUUCCUGCCCUCACUGGCUUUUGCCCAAGUAACUGGGUAUAAUGUGCACGUCAUCAAUGUCGUGGUCAGCAGCAUCUGCAUUUUCUACACCAUGUUUGGAGGUAUCAAGGCUGUGGUCUGGACCGAUGUCAUCCAGGCAGCCAUCAUGGUGAUGUCGGUGGUUCUGGUGGGCGUUUUGGGUGCCUAUCGAGUGGGUGGCCUCUCCGAAGUCCUUCGCAUUGCCGGCGAGGGAGGACGACUGGACAUCAAUUACAACUUCGAUCUAUCCACUCGCUCCACCAUCUGGAACGUUUUCACCUCGGCGACGCUCACGUGGUCGGGGUACGUGGGUCUGAACCAGAGCUGCGUCCAGCGGAUUGUGGCGCUGCCAUCACUGGGGCACGCCAGGAGAUCCCUGGUGAUCUUUGGCUUUGGCUUUAUCCUGAUCAUGUUAUUCAACAGCUUCACGGGCAUUGUCAUCUACUCCCGCUUCCAGGACUGCGAUCCCAUCCAAGCCGGCCAGGUGUCCAAGCUGGACAAGAUCGUUCCCUACUUCGUGCAGGACACAGUGGGCCACUUGCGGGGCAUGCCAGGUGUCUUCAUUUCAUGCGUGUUCAGUGCUGCCCUCAGCACCCUCUCCGCCGGCAUCAAUUCCCUGGGAGGAGUCGUCUACUUCGACUAUAUCAAACCAUAUAUUAAACACACGGAGCACCGGGCCAACGUGAUUAUGAAGUUGUUCGUCCUCUUUACCGGAGUCUACUGCGUCUUUGGCGGACUGGUGGUGCAGAACUUCAACUCCAUUCUGCAGGUGAUCUACUCGAUUGGGGGCAUAAGCUUUGGAUCCACGUGCGGCGCCUUCCUGCUGGGAAUGCUGGUACCCAAGUCCCACGGCAGGGCCGCUGUAACUGGAGUGCUGGCCAGCAUUGUGUGCAUGGCCACCAUUGUGAUUCUCAGCUGGGGUCGCAACCACUACGAUCCCCUGCCCAUGAGCUCCGCUUCUUGCCCAGCUCCGCCUUCGAACGCAACCAUUGGCACAGGUGCUACCCUUUUCCAUGGUUCCAAAGACCCUGUGGGAGAGGAGGGAUUCAGCAUCCUGGACCUCUCCUUCAACUGGUACAUGGUCGCGGGCUUCGUCAUCACGUGGCUGGUAGCUCUUCCCCUGAGUUACAUCCUAAAGCCCAGGUCCGACUUCAAACUGGACCCCAAGCUACUGUCGCCGGUGGUGCGCCACUUCGCUAUCUUCAAACCGACUCCAGCGGCGGAACCCCAUCAGCUUAAGUUGGAGACGUGCCAAACGGUGUGAAGGUAUGGAGGUGGACCUUUAAUCUAAGAUACUAUAAGAUUAGCUAAUUUUAACAAUCUCUGUCUGAAUUUAAAAUUUUACACGUUUCCAAAAUGUUAUAUUAUGUUUACUAUAUCGAGUUCUUAAAUGUUCCAUUAAAGUUAACUUAAUAUGUAUUGUUUUCUAGAAAAGCUCCCUGUAUUAUUAUGGGCGGUUUUAUCUAGCUAUUGGAGCUCAAUAAACUUAUUAUCUGAGUGAAAGGCUA
Messenger RNA from Drosophila biarmipes, 2700 nucleotides. It is a transcript of the gene Smvt, whose product is annotated as sodium-coupled monocarboxylate transporter 2. Lineage: Eukaryota; Metazoa; Arthropoda; Insecta; Diptera; Drosophilidae. The transcript has 5 exons. The coding region runs from base 687 to 2456 and encodes 589 amino acids. Gene Ontology annotation, cellular component: membrane. The record is from RefSeq and is a predicted model, not a curated record. Gene Ontology annotation, molecular function: symporter activity. Gene Ontology annotation, biological process: sodium ion transport; transmembrane transport.